Messenger RNA from Onychostruthus taczanowskii (white-rumped snowfinch), 1743 nucleotides. RefSeq names its product leucine rich repeat containing 17 (gene LRRC17). Gene Ontology annotation, molecular function: protein binding. Gene Ontology annotation, cellular component: plasma membrane. Bases 262 to 1578 code for a protein of 438 amino acids. The record is from RefSeq and is a predicted model, not a curated record. NCBI's taxonomy places the organism in Eukaryota, Metazoa, Chordata, Aves, Passeriformes, Passeridae. The transcript has 4 exons.
AGUAUACCAUGAAUGCAGGAUGCUGCCAGUCAUAUAAAGGAUCCUCUGCUUCACAUUAUGAAAGAAAGACGUGAACUACAAACCUGAAUGCAACCUGGAAUUUCCAAACAGAUGAUCUUGUGACAGCCUUUUCAAGAGUCCAGGGAUCCCACAUACCCCAGCUUUGCUGCCUCAGAUCUGUACAGCACUGAUUCAGAAUAUCCAAAAAAUUCAAGUGUUCCAGCUGUCACAGAAAAGAACUGGGGCCAGCUGAAUGUCAGGAUGCAAGUAGUUACUAUUAUAUUACUACUUCUUCUUUGUAAUGCAUCUGACUGUAGGAGGACAAGGAAUAGGAGUCUGAGAAACAAUGAAAGGGAAAACAUCUUAAGGAGAGCAUCUAGCACUGUUAAGCGCAAUGCCCGAGACCUAACAUGUGAUAUUUACACUUAUCUUCAUGAGAAAUACUUAGACUGUCAGGAAAGAAAAUUGGUUUUUGUGGCACCUGAUUGGCCAGAGGAUAUAAAACACAUGCUGCUAGCAAGAAACAGAAUUCGUAAAUUAAAGAAUAAUAUGUUUUCUAAGUAUAAAGUGCUGAAAAGUCUGGAUUUACAACAAAACGACAUAACAAAAAUUGAGAGCGAGGCUUUUUAUGGUUUGGAUAAACUUACCACACUCUUACUUCAGCACAACCAAAUUAAGAUUUUAUCUGAGGAGAUUUUUAUUUAUACACCCAGUCUAAACUACCUACGUCUCUAUGACAAUCCCUGGCAUUGCACCUGUGAACUAGAAACUCUUGUUACAAUGCUACAGGUUCCAACAAACAGGAAUUUGGGAAAUUAUGCCAAAUGCGUGCACCCAAUAGAACUGAAAAAUCAGAAGUUAAAGCAGGUAAAAGCAGAUCAGCUAUGUAGUGAAGAGGACAGGCAGGAUCCCAGAAACAUAAAACGGGAGAAGCCUGAACCUGCCAAACCAGAAUUUGAUUCCUCUUUAUGCCACAUGUAUGUGUUUCCUGUGACAACACUGAACUGCAGAAGAAAAGAUUUAAAGAAAGUUCCAGGUAACAUACCUCCAGAUAUUGCUAAACUUGAUUUGUCCAACAACAAAAUUAGACAAUUAAGAGCCAAGGAGUUUGAAGAUGUCAGUGAACUGAAGAUAUUAAAUCUAAACAGUAAUGGAAUAGCAUACAUUGAUCCUGCUGCUUUUGCAGGUCUCAAUAACUUAGAGGAGCUGGAUCUAUCAAACAACAGCUUGCAGAAUUUGGAAUAUGGAGUAUUGGAAGAUCUUUACUUUCUGAAAAUACUGUGGCUGAGAGAGAAUCCUUGGAGAUGUGAUUACAAUAUACAUUAUCUUUUCUACUGGCUGAAGCAUCAUUACAACGUUCACUACAAUGGCCUAGAAUGCAAAAUGCCUGAGGAAUACAAAGGGUGGUCUGUUGGAAAAUAUGUUCGAAGUUAUUAUGAGGAAUGCCCAAAAGACAAGCUUCCUGUAUAUCCAGAAACUUUUGAUCUGGACAAAGAUGAUGAGGAAUGGGAGCGACACAAAGAGCAAACAGUUCAGACAGUAAAGAAGCAUGGUGUCAUUGUCACCGUCAUAGGCUAAUAAGGGAACCCUUUCCCUUAGUAGAUUUAAAUAUCCGUUAUUUUGAGAAGGAAAAACAUGCUGUUUACAUCUGUUCUAAUUAUUCUGUUGGUUUGUAGGACUAUCUGCCUACAAAGAUGUCUGUAUUUUGCCAAUAAUAACUACAGAAUGACAUUGGUUUGACAG